AUGAAAUUUUCAACUAUUUUCGGAGCUGCUACAAUUGCGACUGCCGUCUUGGCGGCUGAUGUGUCAAGUGUAAUGACCACCAAGACUAUUACUGUCACUAACGGUAACAACGUGUACACAAAGGUUGUCACCGACACCGCUGACCCUGUCAUUACUUACAGUACCACUAGAACCGUCGUUGUCAGCAAUAGUGCUGGUGUUUACACCAAGGUUGUUACCGAAGGUCCAGACACCACUUCUGAAAAGAGUACUACAAAAACACUUACCUUAACAAAUGGUUCAGGAUCAUCAACCAAUCUUUAUACUAAGACUGUUACCCAAGGAAUUGAAUCAUCUACAUCCUCUUCAUCGGCUUCCUCCGCCUCUUCGUCUGCCUCUUCGUCUGGUGCUGCUCCAGCUGCUUUCCAGGGUGCAAGCGUUGGUGCACUAGCUCUUGGUUUAUUUUCUUUCUGGUUAUAG
Saccharomyces eubayanus is the source of this 459-nucleotide messenger RNA. It is a transcript of the gene FIT2, whose product is annotated as Fit2p. The record is from RefSeq and is a predicted model, not a curated record. The coding region runs from base 1 to 459 and encodes 152 amino acids. Gene Ontology annotation, biological process: siderophore transport. Lineage: Eukaryota; Fungi; Ascomycota; Saccharomycetes; Saccharomycetales; Saccharomycetaceae. Gene Ontology annotation, cellular component: fungal-type cell wall. The transcript has a single exon.